AUGACGACUCGUUAUCGCGUUGAAUAUGCUCUUAAGGCAAUCACGAAUACUAAGGGCCUCCUCCUCGACCAGGGCCUAUUGGCAGUCCCCUUUGUACUGCAUUCCCAGCCGACCGUGACAUACCAGGAAAACAGCGAAGGAUUGAAAACAGUCGCGGCCGACACUUAUCAGCGCUACGCAGAGAUUAUGCGAGAUGCAAACAAGAUAUUUGGUGGAAUUGAGGCUGAUUUGAACUUGCUCGCAGUCCAGCAUCACGAACGAAACGCACCAGGCAAGUCCAAACUCAAGCUUCUAGUACCUUCGGUGGGGAACUUCUUUACAAGAUUGGACAUCGAGGAUGCCUUCAAGUAUCAGGAUGAUCAACGAUUCAUCAGCCGGCGGAGAUUCGUAGCUCCAUCCUUCAACGACAUCCGACUCAUAUUGAACUCCGCCCAACUGUUAGGCUUAGCUCGCUCCAGUGACGUUGAGCUAGUCACAUUCGACGGUGAUGUGACUCUAUAUGACGAUGGGGCAUGUUUAAUGCCAGAUAACCCAGUGAUUCCACGGAUUCUGCGACUCCUGGAACAAGGCCGCAAAGUAGGCAUCGUGACAGCUGCAGGAUACGAGGAAGCACCGAAAUAUUACGAUCGGCUCCAAGGUCUUUUGGAUGCUGUGCACGACUCGAGCACCCUUACUGCCGCUCAGAAACAAGGGAUCAUUGUCAUGGGUGGCGAGAGUAAUUUCCUGUUCCGGUUCGACCAGGAUUCUGAUGUCCGCUUAACCUAUGUUCCUCGAGAUGAAUGGCUGCUCGAUGACAUGACGGCUUGGGCUGAGGAUGACAUUAAGGAGCUUCUAGAUCUCGCCGAGUCUGCUCUGAGAGCAUGCGCUGCGAAUCUCAAGCUCCCAGCGGGCGUGCUGCGCAAGGAUCGAGCAGUCGGCGUCUAUCCCGUGAAUGGGGUUCGAAUCAAUCGUGAACAGUUAGAAGAGACUGUCCUUGUGGUUCAGAACACUGUCGAACGAUCCACCGUCGGUUCUCGCCUGCCAUUCUGUGCUUUCAAUGGUGGCAACGAUGUGUUCGUGGACAUCGGCGAUAAAUCAUGGGGUGUUCGCGUCUGUCAACAAUAUUUUGGUGGAAUUGAUCCUUCAAGGACUUUGCAUAUUGGUGACCAGUUCCUAUCUGCCGGAGCGAACGACUUCAAGGCUCGCCUGGCAUCAACUACAGCUUGGAUUGCAAGCCCCGCUGAGACUGUAGAUCUUUUGGACGAGCUGGAGACUGCAGUUGGUUCAUCCUAG
Penicillium angulare is the source of this 1272-nucleotide messenger RNA. It is a transcript of the gene isn1, whose product is annotated as IMP 5'-nucleotidase ISN1. Gene Ontology annotation, biological process: nicotinic acid riboside biosynthetic process; nucleotide metabolic process; nicotinamide riboside biosynthetic process. Gene Ontology annotation, molecular function: magnesium ion binding. Lineage: Eukaryota; Fungi; Ascomycota; Eurotiomycetes; Eurotiales; Aspergillaceae. The coding region runs from base 1 to 1272 and encodes 423 amino acids. The record is from RefSeq and is a predicted model, not a curated record. The transcript has 6 exons.